CAGCCAUUAACGAGAGAAAGAUGAUGUGUCUGCUCUGAAACGCGUUAUGUUCGACUAUUUUAAUGAUAUCCGCGAAGACAGAGAUCAAGACAUUUGACUGUCACCUUCUGCUCUCCUCGGGACCCGACCGAGCUCCACACGUUUACAUCACCAUCAGAGUCUGUUUACAUCUGGACGUGUUUGAGAUAUGUAUAUAAAAGUUGUCUAGAUUGUUAAGUUGAUAUCAUGCUGGGCGAUGCUCUUGGACAUCGUGUUGAAUCCAGCGUGAAGAUAAGCAGAUCCAGACAAGCGCUCUUGAAGAAUAGAGGACGAAACGUUCACAACACACCCAACAAAGCGUCAGGAAACAUCAACAAAAGCUGCUUUAAACCUUCAUUAACCACCAAUGAAGAGCUCAAACCAGCUCAGUCUAAACCAGCCACUAAUAAACAGCAGCUGAAGUUAAAAUCUGAAAGUGUUGAACGAGGAAUCCUGCCCACCAGACCGUCUGUCCACAGCUCGAGCCGUCUUGAGAAAACCACCGACAACCUGAACAAACGGAGAGUGUGGAGCAAGCUAAGAAACGCGUCCGACGACUCUCAGCUUCCCAAAAGACAGGAGACCCCCACACACAUGGGGAAUAGCACGGCUGAGGGCCUCAGGAGGGGGAGCGUUGGCCCUCCUGAGCUCUCGUUGGAGGCAGAGAAGAAUUACGCUGGAGCAAAGUUCAGCGAGCCGCCCUCGCCCAGCGUCCUCCCCAAACCGCCCAGCCACUGGGUGGGACAAGGUGCUCUUCAGCAUACAGCCGUACAGAUGUCUGUGCACCUCAAAACCCUGCUGAAGGUCCGAGCAGAACCCUGAGCUCAUUAAUGGGACACUUCAGAAAGUAGUUCGGACUGGUAACAUCCCGUUCAAGAACUACUGAACUCUCCAGUUGUUUAUGAAAGCUAAUGUGAGUUAAAGGGAAAGUUCAGCCCAGAAUGAAAGUAUUUACUAGGGCUGGGAAAAUAAAUCAAUGCAUCGCGAAUCGAGAAAUGAUUCAGAACUUUUCCAAAAGCAUCACGAUUCUUUCUGGAGUCAAUUCUGAGCUCAGUUUUGAGCAGAAGAU
This is a messenger RNA of Carassius carassius (crucian carp), 1087 nucleotides long. It is a transcript of the gene pnrc1, whose product is annotated as proline-rich nuclear receptor coactivator 1. Bases 226 to 840 code for a protein of 204 amino acids. Gene Ontology annotation, cellular component: nucleus; P-body. Lineage: Eukaryota; Metazoa; Chordata; Actinopteri; Cypriniformes; Cyprinidae. Gene Ontology annotation, biological process: nuclear-transcribed mRNA catabolic process, nonsense-mediated decay. The transcript is spliced from 2 exons. The record is from RefSeq and is a predicted model, not a curated record.